Messenger RNA from Tuber aestivum (summer truffle), 1226 nucleotides. The record is from the annotation of a GenBank genome assembly. NCBI's taxonomy places the organism in Eukaryota, Fungi, Ascomycota, Pezizomycetes, Pezizales, Tuberaceae.
AUGGCUACUCCAACUCAAUCUGUUCAGUGCUUUGGCAAGAAGAAGACGGGUAAUGACUCCUGCGGAAUCACCUCCAAGCUCGGAGUGAAGAUCAUAUUCGAGAAAAUCAGUAUGGAUGCUAACUCCAAUCUUAGCAACCGCUGUCGCUCAUUGCAAGGUCCUUACCACCUCCAUAUAACUCCCCACCCUUUCAAACUACAGCUAAUACCCCACUAGAAGGGUCGCGGACUCGUCAAGGUCAACGGCUCCCCUCUCAACCUCGUCAAGCCUGAGAUCCUCCGCUUCAAGGUCUAUGAACCUCUCUUGAUUGUCGGUCUCGAUAGAUUCGCCGAAGUCGAUAUCCGCGUCCGUGUCUCUGGAGGUGGUCACACUUCACAGGUCUAUGCUAUCCGCCAGGCUAUCGCUAAGUCAAUUGUCGCCUACUACCAGAAGUUUGUCGACGAGCACAGCAAGAAUCAGUUGAAGCAGGCUCUGAUCACAUACGACCGUUCGCUGCUUGUUGCCGAUAACAGACGGUGUGAGCCAAAGAAAUUUGGCGGCCCAGGCGCCAGAGCAAGAUACCAGAGUACGUACUUUCCAAAUCUAGUACUCAAGACUUGGUGGCAGAGACUAAUGGGGGUUCGCAGAAUCUUACCGUUAACCGGCGUCUUGGCUCAGGUAUAUGGUCCAUUUGGGUUUCUUGUAUCAAUUUCUUCACAAAUAAAAGCAAACCCUGUGCUGGAUAAGGGUUUAAAAAGUUCACCAAAAUUCUCCCGUGUUUUGAAAUAGUCGGAUUAUUGGUUGGGCUUUGCGGUGGCGGUUGUCUUCAUUUAUUGGAUGUAUUAAUGGGCCGGAGUUACUCGGGUAGCGAAUUAUGACCGCGCAAAGCCCGGCCCUAAUUCCCCCGCCCUCACAACCGCUAUUCCAGCGAAAUUUACUGCCCUUUUUAAUAAGUUUUAGCAUGCUCCAAGUAGAUUCAGUUCGAGAUAAUCCUCACGAAUUAUAUGUGCUCAUAUCUCAUGCUUCAGAGCAUCGCGUAGUAGGCCUAGUCCCUCAAUUAUUUGUCCCUAUCUUAAUGAUUGCUCUUGUACGUAAGCAGCUUGAACUCUGUUUUUAUAUCGUUGAUGUUGGUGCCAUGAAGUUAUACCUUUCGUACCAACCAAGUGGGGUGCCUUUCAAGGCUAGGAGUACUACUUGGAUUGUCGUAAGUGAUAUUUCUGCGCUUCGGGAAGUAGAUGAGUACGGGU